Molecule: messenger RNA, 2129 nt
Organism: Chara braunii
Lineage: Eukaryota; Viridiplantae; Streptophyta; Charophyceae; Charales; Characeae
Source: the annotation of a GenBank genome assembly
GCGCGCGCUGAGAUCCAGAUGCCCAUCGUUGGAUGAUUUGUGAGAUAGCGACAGUAGAAGGUAGUUGAUCGUGCUCUCCGGCCGGUGACUCCUUUGGUUUGCCGCCGCCGCAGCUACAGCAUAAUUUUGUACGUUGUCAGCUACUGCUUGCCUUCUUUUCGAGUCGACGAGGGAGGUUGUUUUUCAUACUUCCACUCUCGCUUUGUCUGUCGCUUCACCCUGUACGUCGCCUUCUCCCGUUCGCUUGUCUCCCAAUUGCGCGGGGAAGGAUGACGACGACGGUGGCUCGAUCCCUCGCCAUCUUCCAGAGAGCCGUCGAUCUCACCUGCCCUCCGCGUCCUUCCUACCCAUCGGAAAGCUCUGCUGCGGGCCGCGACGACUCGUCCGCUGCCCCCAGCCCCUGCACACAUUCCGUGAAUGGCAGACGACAUGGCGUACAUAGAAUAGACUUGGCUGCUCACCGUCGAUCUUCUUUUCCCCGACGCAUUUCUUUACAUUCCGUUACGCACGCCUCCUCCCACUCCCAUUCGUCUUGUUUUUCCACCUUUUUGGCUCGCCAUAGCCAUUACCAAUUCUCUGGCCAUCGGCCUUGGGCCUUCUCUGCCGAUUCUUCGUCGUCCUCGACGGCGUCAUGUGGAGCUGUCAGACACGAGCAUCGGCCCAUCGCAGGAAGCCAGCGUGGCCUCGCACGAGGCCGCCGUGGUUGCCGUUAUCGCCUUGACGGCGCAACUGCGCGCAACCACGGGGGAAUGACGACGGCGUUGAGUUAUAAGGGCGCGCUGGGCUGUGUGGGUGACAUCGUGAGACACCAUGGGGGAAGAAACAACCAAUCAGAUGCGGCAUUUUCGAGGAAGGAGCACGAGAGGCUGCACUGCUGCGAUCGAAUGGUGGUAGCUGCAAGAAAACGACGAAGUCGUGUAGAAAGGCGAUUAGCGCACACCGGGUUCGCCGAUUUCGCGGAAAAUCGUCGGGGAAGAAGGGGGGGGGAGCUGAACGAAUGCCGACGGAUGUUCCUUGGGAAAUCUAUUCUUGGCGGCUUCCAUCUUCGCCAUCGCCCGGACAGCUUCCUCCGUCCACGGGGAGUAGCAGCAACAGCAGCUGCAGGAGAGUCAAACUCUGCCGAAGGAAAAAGAUCAAUGGGCCAGGCUCGAUCUCAGGCGCAAUCUGCUCCCCCUCCUCCUCCUCGGUCUCCAUCUCCUUCUUCCCCUGGUCCGGUUGGCGGGGAAACGAUGGGGGGGCUUGGACAGGUUCUCGGAGACGUAGGAGGAGGAGGAGGAGGAGGAGGAGGAGGAGGGGGAAUACCGUUUGUCGCUGAAGGGGGAGCAAGGAGGAGGAAGGGCGGCUUCAUGUCGUCGUUGGAACUGAUAGCUAAGAUACCGAUGGCUGUCAUGGAUCCUUCUUUGGCGGACAAUGAGAAAGAGGAAAGUUUGCGGUAUAAAAGAACCUUCUACACUCACGAGGAGUGGUCUCGUCAUCGCAGCAGCCGGAGAUAUGGGCGCCACAUCAGCUCUAUCGCUUCUUCUAGAGUGAUUCUUGCUCUUGCCCCCCCCGUCGCCACCGUCACAAUGGUCGCCUUGGCCGUCGCUCUCAUCAACGACCUCGUUACCGAUCACCUAUUGCCCCCUUUCUUCCCCUUGCUCCACGUGUCCACUCUCCCUUUCGAGCUCACCGCUCCAGCUCUUGCUCUGCUCCUCGUUUUCCGCACCGAUGCCUCUUAUGGACGUUUCGAAGAGGCGCGUAAUAACUGGCAAACGAUCCUGUGCAAGAUCAAGGACAUGGCUCGCCAAGGCAUCACCUGGAUUCGACACCCGGACCAUGAGCAGAAGCGGCUGCUGUUUGUACGGCAUUUGAGAGCACUCCCUUAUGUCCUGAAGGAGCAUUUCGUUGAGGAGGGAGAUCUGGAGGAGGACUUGACGGAUGUGCUAUUAGCCGAGGAACUCCAGCCGGUUUUAAGUGCGUCACACCGCCCGCAGUACGUGAUGCAAGUUCUCGGUAGCGUCAUUUCUCGGGCUGACCUCGAUGAUACUCAGCGGACGGUCCUGGUGAGUUCCUAGAUUACCUCAAGCUUGUACUAUCCAAGAACCUGGCUGUAAUGUUGACCAUGUUCACCUGAAAUUAGCGCAGAAUCG